Trypanosoma brucei brucei TREU927 is the source of this 447-nucleotide messenger RNA. RefSeq lists its product as hypothetical. The transcript has a single exon. The coding region runs from base 1 to 447 and encodes 148 amino acids. The record is from RefSeq and is a predicted model, not a curated record. Lineage: Eukaryota; Euglenozoa; Kinetoplastea; Trypanosomatida; Trypanosomatidae.
AUGCAUGCAUCUUUAUUUUGUUUUUGUUUUUGUUUUUGUUGUUGUUGUUGUUGUGUUUCGUAUAUAUGUAUAUAUAUAUAUAUGUCUGUAUCUCUAUCUCUAUCUCUCUCUCUCAUUUUCACUCCAUAUCAUUCUUCAAUUAUGUCAAGUCAUGUCUCAUCAUGUCUUGUCUCUUCCCCAUUUUAUUUUUCUCUUUUUUCGGUCUUGUAUUCGACCGCAAUUUGUUUGUUUGUUUGUUUUGGCACCUUCUUUUUUCUUUUUUUUUCUUUUUUUCUUUUGAAUUCUGUUAACCAUUCAAAAGAAGGAGUUUUUUUUUCUUCUUUGGAAGAAGGAGAAGGAGAAGGAAAGAAAAGAAAAGAAAAGGAAGAAAAAAAAAAGAAGGAUCAAAAAGAGAUCAGACAUGUACACAGUGGGACGUGGGGGAAAGGAAUAUUAGGCACGCAUUAA